Funneliformis mosseae is the source of this 738-nucleotide messenger RNA. The record is from the annotation of a GenBank genome assembly. Lineage: Eukaryota; Fungi; Glomeromycota; Glomeromycetes; Glomerales; Glomeraceae.
AUGUACACUUUAAAAAGUUCAAAAGAGUCUACGCAAGAUUCAAAAAUUACCGACAAAAAUAUACCUGCCAUAACAUUACCUUCCUCCUCACCGAAAUUUUUAUCCUCUCCAAUUUCCUAUUUAUCCAAACAAUUUCGUGAAUUCUUGAUAAAAACGCUACAACAUGGACCUAUUCCUCAACACAUUGGAUUUAUUAUGGAUGGUAAUAGAAGAUUUGCAAGAAAGGUUAAAGUUCAAACUACAAAAGGACAUUAUAUGGGUUUUGCUAAAAUGGAAGAGGUGUUAGAUAUUUGUUUACAACUUGGAAUAAAAGUUGUCACUGUAUAUGCAUUUAGUAUAGAAAAUUUUAAACGACCAAAAGAAGAAGUAGAUGCACUCAUGCAACUGGCCAAGGAAAAAUUAAAACAAUUGUGUCAGAAUAGUCAGAUAGUGAAGAAACAUGGAAUUGGCAUAAGAAUAUUGGGAAAUAUGUCAUACCUUCCGCAAGAUUUGAGAGAGGUUAUGGAAGAAGCCAUCGAAACGACCAAAGAUAAUAAUCGAGAUGAAAUAACAAAUUCUGUAAAGAAGAUUGCAAAGAUGGUAGACAAUAAACAGAUUCAGAUUGAAGAUAUUGAUGAAAAUUUAAUAGAACGAUGUUUAUUUACUCAUGGAUGUCCUCCUUUAGAAAUUCUUAUUCGAACAUCAGGUGAAAUUCGAUUAAAUGUUACGAAUAAUUCUAGAGUAUCAACUUAUUUAUGA